AGAUUAGACCUGUGAAAUACCAAACAAUGCUUUUAUGUCUAAAGACUAAAAUUAGUUAUUAAUUUCUCCAUUUUUGGACUGCCUAUUUAAGUUUUUUUUUUUGGUGAGGAUAACCUUGUGUUCCGGAUAUUCGAUAAACAUGUCUGGCGAUAUGUUCGAUGACCAAUCGCCGUUGUUGAGUCCUUUAUGUUUUCUUGAAUCACCGGAACCGUGUAUUCCGUUAUUGGAUUGCCUGCCGAAUUCAACAGUAGAAACCGAAAAACCGUAUGUUGACCCUUUUGGAUUGGUACCCGUCUCUACAAUAGACGAAACUAACCUCUUGUUAUCCUCUCAACAAUCAAAUCUAGUCACAUAUCAAGAGACAUCAACUCUGGUACCAAAACCACUUGAAAUGCACCAGAAUCAGAACCAGAACCAGCACCAACAUCAAAACCAAAAUCAACAUCAACACCAACACCAAUACCAGAACCAGCACCAACACCAAUACCAGAACCAGCACCAGCACCGUGUUGUACAACAACAACAACAACAACAACUAAUCAAUUCGCAUGAGACGUGGUUACAGGAUAAGUUAUCAAACAUGUUGAAUACUAUUCAGCAGGAGUCGAGUGUUUUUACAAGGAACCAAACAGAGAUUGGUCAACAAGUGAGGCAAGCAAAUAAUGGAUUUGCACAUCCAACUGUGACGAAUUCUCCACUUCAACUUCAAAACCGUUUUCUUCCAGUACCUUUGAUACCUCAACACCGUUCUAAUGCAUUUGGAUCACUUUUUCCUCAAACUAUGGGAUCCGCUAGGCCACAGAACUAUAUGCCAUAUCAGACGCCUCAUCAACAAGUCAGUUCUUCCUUUGGCAUGUAUCCACAGCAACCGCGCCCACCAGUGUUUGUCCGUAGGCAAAAUGAACCUCCCAAUAUAAGGAUGGUUAACAAUAAUGCUCUGACCAGGAUACAUCCGUUACAAAAUCAAACAAAUAUGAUCCCUCCCUUUAAUGCUGUUCCCCAACGUACCAUACCCCGACCUCAAAUGUCUUCUAGAUUAUUUACCAGGCAACAUGGCGGUAUGCAAACAUCGGUGAAUCAGUCUCCAUUGAGGUUUAGGUUACCCAACAUUAACAAUCGUCAGGCCCCUGUACGUCCAAACGCAAACGCAAUCAUACCCCCACAGGGUGAAAUUUUAGGAUGUCGACGAAGAAGUUACCCAAGUCGAUUUGAAUUUGGACAAUCAUCAUCAUCUUCGGCUCAACGAAGGAGAAUUGUACCAGCAAGCGAAAAUGUUGGCUCAACUUCAAUCAAUCAUGGAAAUGCUGAACAAAGGGGCACAAAUACUAUAUACGAUCCAAGAUACGAAAGCUUCGGUUUAUGUAUUGAUCCACACUUGAGAAAGUAUGCUAUGACGCUAUAACAGGUUGCUGCAGAUCUAUCCUCAAACCUUAAAUAAGUGAGCUUAUGAUGCUUAAUGGUGCAUGAUGCUCCAUCUUCUUUUCUUGUUUUCUCUCUUAUGGUACCUGUGAUUUCUCGUGGCAACGUUAUGUGGACACCUUGUUUUACAGGUUAUCUUGUACUUUUUCUUUUUCUUUUCCUCCAUUGCUAUAACAUUUUUGAGCCAAUGUAAUAUCAUAGGCUCAUAGCAACUCAUAUUCUGAUUUCUUUUCAUUUCAAUUACCUCUUAAGACUUGAGUUACAAACUG
Arabidopsis thaliana (thale cress) is the source of this 1688-nucleotide messenger RNA. Its product is annotated as repressor ROX1-like protein. The transcript has 13 exons. The record is from RefSeq and is marked reviewed. The coding region runs from base 140 to 1402 and encodes 420 amino acids. Lineage: Eukaryota; Viridiplantae; Streptophyta; Magnoliopsida; Brassicales; Brassicaceae.